AUGUCGAAGGAAGGAGCACGCAGUUAUCCGAGCAAGAAUUCGGCAGAAGGAAGGUAUCCCUAUCCAAUAAAGAGUUCUGCCGAAGGGCCAUACCCAUUGAGAAGGGGCGAAGAUGGCGCUGCCAAAUCCUAUCCAGGAAAACGAGUUUAUCCGACCUCUCGCUCGUCAGAAGGAGUACGCUAUGCCUCAAUCAGAAGAAAAAGUUUGGCAGUAGUAGAUGAAAGGCAAUGGAAGCUCAAAACAAAACUCCGACCGUUUCUAAGAGCUGCACUAUUUAUCAAUAUCAUGGUACUUCUUAGCCUUGUGUUUUUCUGGAUCUUCUACGCAGUGGGAAAGAAAAGCGAACAUCUGGAUUUCGAAAUUCGUAGAACGCCACACACCAUCGCUUUCGAUAACGUUGCUGUAGUGACAAAUUCCGACAAUUGUAAUGAAGUUGCAAGGGUUUUCCUAUCCCAAGGCUUAUCGAUGUUCGCUAUGGCAUUUUCCAUGCAACUCUGCUUGAUGGCAUACGAAUUGCACCGAAGCGGCUUGGGCGGCUCCUCAGCCUAUGUGCACUUGGAUGCGAAUAAUGGGGAGUGUACGACACUGAACACAUUCGGUGCCCCUGAUAGGCUACAGAUGAACAAUAUCGGAGAAGCAUUCGAGACAUUGAAGGAAAUUUAUAAAAAAGAGAAGAUCCCGAAAAGAGUCAAGAGGGAUCAGCCGCACAGCAGCAAUCAUACAGGCAAUCAUACAGGAUGGGGAGCAGGAGAUUGUUUCGAAUUCAGAUUCGGUGAGACCCUUUUAUUAUAG
Molecule: messenger RNA, 792 nt
Organism: Haemonchus placei
Lineage: Eukaryota; Metazoa; Nematoda; Chromadorea; Rhabditida; Trichostrongylidae
Source: the annotation of a GenBank genome assembly